Hibiscus syriacus is the source of this 2467-nucleotide messenger RNA. Its product is annotated as YTH domain-containing protein ECT1-like. Gene Ontology annotation, molecular function: mRNA binding. Gene Ontology annotation, cellular component: cytoplasm. Bases 277 to 2223 code for a protein of 648 amino acids. The record is from RefSeq and is a predicted model, not a curated record. Gene Ontology annotation, biological process: mRNA destabilization. Lineage: Eukaryota; Viridiplantae; Streptophyta; Magnoliopsida; Malvales; Malvaceae. The transcript is spliced from 8 exons.
UAUAUGAUAUAUUAUAUGGAAACAGAAAUAAAUAAAAUUAUACUGUCUAAGUUUCUAGCUCUUGAAGGCAAUCUUCUUUCUUUUCUUUGUUUCCUGUUUGUUUUAGAGAAGAUUCAUGGCGGCAACCUCAGAUCGUAUCCCUGGUGUGCACGUGUGGAUUUGCGCACACAUAUUCAUAAUUUCAAGUUUACCUAUCCUCGAAUUUAGCUUUGGUUGGUCAAUAAUUUGUACUGCUUGUGUUUCUAAGACUCUACUUAGUCACUGAGCAUACUGAUCAUGGAUGCAGAAGAGCAACAAGCUGAUCCAGACAAAGUGAAGGAGCAGGUAGUUCCUCUUUCAACAAAAAAUAAGACGUUGGUUUCUCCUAAUUCCACUCAGGAUGCUGCCCUAAUGGGCCAUCCUGGUGCUGGUGCUGGUCAAUCUGGAUCAUUUGUUUCAGCUGGACAGCUUAAUGUCUAUUCACCUACAAUCUAUGCUCCUCAGCCUCAGGCUUUCUAUUACAGAGGUUAUGAAAACACUGCUGGUGAAUGGGAUGAAUAUCCGCCGUAUAUCAAUGCUGAAGGACUAGAACUUGGAUCCUUGGGCAUCUUCAAUGAGAAUCCAUCACUUGUCUUCCACCCUGGAUACAGCUACAAUCCGCAAAUGCCGUAUGGGCCAUAUUCCCCUGUCACAACUCCUUUGCCUUCUGUAGGUGGUGAUGCACAGUUGUACUCCCCGCAGCAGUUUCCAUUCUCUGGACCACCAUAUUAUCAGCAGUUUAUUCCUCCGAGUAUGCCUUAUAUUACUUCACCUUCUCCAGUUUCACGUCCAGAACUAACCACAUUAGUUAAUGUUGACCAACAAGGUGAUAACAUGCUCUUUGGACCAAGGCCUAGUUAUCCCAGUCCAUUGGGAUCUUUUGGUAGAGGCAGUUUACCUGGAAAUCCUGGUACCCUAGGAUUUAAUGAUUUACAGCAAGGUUUUGAUGGAUUCAGGUCUGGAGGACUUUGGUCAGAUUGGUCGAAGCCUUCUGAUAGACAGAGAUCUUUCACUCCCAUAUCGCCAGCAUUAUCUCCCCAUCCCCAUCCUAUUGGGCCAAUUGGGCAGAAUGUUCCAAUGGUACCUCAGCAACAAAGGUCAUUUUAUCCAUUAGGAUCUGGAAUGAACUCCUAUAACAGAGGCUACGUGCAAAGUGGUCUCAAUCAAGGUGCUGGGUUUAUAAAUGCAUCAGUUCCUAGUUUCGGAGCGAACAAUUGGGGCUGGCUACCUUUUGAUAGUAAAAGACAACGUGGAAGAGACAGUGACAUCUCUUUGUGUGGUUGUAAUGGUGCUCUUGAUAUCCUUAGUGAGAAAAACCGAGGGCCAAGGGCCUUAAAACCUAAGAAUCAAAUCACAGCUAAAAAUAAUUCUUCCGUUGAUGAUAAUAAAAACAAACCUUCAGCGAAGAUCAAUGAUAAUUCAUUUAACUGGUCAGAUUUCACUACAGAUUACAAGGAUGCUAAGUUUUUCAUAAUCAAGUCAUACAGUGAAGAUAAUGUUCACAAGAGUAUCAAAUAUGGCGUCUGGGCUAGUACACCUAAUGGGAACAAAAGGUUAGACGCCGGUUAUGAUGAGGCCGUGGAGCACCAAGACAACUGCCCAGUGUUUCUCUUCUUUUCGGUGAAUGCUAGUGCUCAGUUCUGUGGGGUAGCAGAAAUGGUUGGACCUGUGGAUUUUGACAAAAGUGUGGAUUACUGGCAGCAGGAUAAAUGGAGUGGGCAGUUCCCUGUCAAAUGGCAUAUUAUCAAAGAUGUUCCUAACAGUCAGUUCCGUCACAUCAUACUGGAAAAUAAUGAUAAUAAACCUGUGACUAACAGUAGAGAUACUCAGGAGGUGAAACUGGAGCAAGGACUUGAAAUGUUGAGCAUCUUUAAACGUUAUGAAACUGAUAUGUCAAUCCUGGAUGAUUUCGAAUUCUAUGAGGACAGGCAGAAGGCCAUGCAAGAGGGUAAGGCUAGACAACAAGCUACCCUCGUGUCUGUAGGGGUUGUUGGAGAAAGCGAGCAUAGAAAUGCUGUUACAUUAUCCAAUGAUUUCAUAAAGCAGAUGUCUAAGAGCUUUGCUCAAGUUGUCUGCUUGGAUGAUGGUGAUAAAGAAGGCACUGGUAACGAAAGAACUAGUUCUGAGUCUGAUGGCUCUAAAGUUGCAAGGGUUAAACUUGAAGAUGUUAUCACAGCAACAGCCUCUUCAGCCCAGGCGAGUUAGGAAUAAGCAUUCUGGACGGCCUUUGUUUUGUGUAUGUGACACAAACAUCUUUUUCACCUUUUUUCUUUAAUUAUUAUUUUACUUUAUGCGAAGUUGGAUCUCUCGUUUGAUGUAAUUCUGAUUCCAAUGGAGCGUAUCCAUAAUUUGAACAAGUUCUCACAAGUUUUAUGGGGCUGAUUUGCAUCAUAUGUAAUAUUUGCCUUGUGAGUUUAACUGUAGUCAUUAGUUUUCUUUCUUUGCCUUC